GCGGGCGGAAGUGGCGCGUGCGGUGCUUCCGGUGCGCGCGGGCCGGUGCCGCGGAGCGGCCGCGGGGGCGGUUGGGGCUCCGGACGCGGCGCGGUCGGUGCCGGUUGGUCCCGGUUGGUCCCGGCUGGGCCCCGCCGGUGCCGGCUGGGCCAUGCGCUGCUUCCUGCAGGGCGCGGCGGGGCCGGUGCCGCUGCCCGACGGGGUCCCGGUGCUGCUGGGCCGCGGGCCCCUCACCGGCGUCACCGACCGCAAGUGCUCCCGCAGCCAGGUGGAGAUCGUGGCCAACUAUGCGGAGCGCACGGCCUGCGUCACCCAGCGGGGGGUGAACCCCACCUCGGUGGGGGGGGCGGCGCUGGGCCGGGGGGGCUCGGCCACGCUGCGCCCCGGGGAGCCCCUCUGGCUGGUCAACGGGUGCCACCGGCACGAGCUGCGCUUCGAGGGGCCCCCCCGGGCCCCCCCCGCGGCCCCCCCGCCCCCCAAGCGGCCCCGCCCCGACUCCCCGGACCCCCCGGACCCCCCCGGCGGCGGCCCCGGCCCCCCCUCGCCCCCCCUCUGGCAGCAGCACGGCUCCCUGCUCGUCUUCACCGCCCCCGGCGUCCGGCCCCGCGCCCAGAUCGCGGGGUUCGACCUGGACGGGACCCUCAUCGGCACCAAGUCGGGCAAGGUCUUCCCCACCGGCCCCGACGACUGGCGGAUUUUGUACCCCGAAAUCCCUAAGAAGCUGAAGCAGCUGCACAACGACGGGUACAAGAUCGUCGUCUUCAGCAACCAGCUGGGCAUCGCCCGGGGCCGCCUGCGCCCCGACGCCUUCAAGGCCAAGGUGGAGGCCGUGGGGCAGCGCCUGGGGGUGCCCCUGCAGGUGCUGGUGGCAACGGGGCCGGGCAUCUACCGCAAACCCGUGCUGGGCAUGUGGGAGCACCUGUGCGAGCAGGCCAACGAGGGUCUGGCCGUGGCCGUGGAGAAGAGCUUCUACGUGGGGGACGCUGCCGGGCGCCCCCCCGACUGGGCCCCCGGGCGCAAGAAGAAGGAUUUCUCCUGCGGCGACCGCCUGUUUGCGCUGAACGCGGGGCUGCGCUUCCACACGCCGGAGGAGUUCUUCCUGGGCUGGGCGCCCGCCCGCUUCGCCCUGCCCGCCUUCGACCCCCGGCAGCUGGACCCGGAGGCGCCGCUCUGGGACCCCCCCGACGCCGCCCUGGUGGCCCCCGGCCCCGAGGUGGUGGUGGCCGUCGGCUUCCCCGGAGCCGGCAAGACGACCUUCCUGCAGAGGCACCUGGUCCCGGCGGGCUACACCUACGUCAACCGGGACACGCUGGGCUCGUGGCAGCGGUGCGUGGCCGCCUGCGAGGCCGCCCUGGCCCAGGGCCGCAGCGUCGCCGUCGACAACACCAACCCCGACCCCGAGUCGCGGCAGCGCUACGUGGCCUGCGCCCGGGCGGCCGGCGUUCCCUGCCGCUGCUUCCUCUUCACCGCCUCCCUGGAGCAGGCCCAGCACAACAACCGCGUGAGCCCCACGGCUGCCCCACGGCGACCCCCCCCGCGCCCCACGGCGCCCCACAGCCCCCCCCGCGCCCCACG
Molecule: messenger RNA, 1575 nt
Organism: Dromaius novaehollandiae (emu)
Lineage: Eukaryota; Metazoa; Chordata; Aves; Casuariiformes; Dromaiidae
Gene: PNKP
Product: polynucleotide kinase 3'-phosphatase
Exons: 14
Biological process (GO): DNA repair
Cellular component (GO): nucleus
Molecular function (GO): protein binding; ATP-dependent polydeoxyribonucleotide 5'-hydroxyl-kinase activity; polynucleotide 3'-phosphatase activity
Source: RefSeq, a predicted model, not a curated record